Molecule: messenger RNA, 1505 nt
Organism: Phytophthora sojae
Lineage: Eukaryota; Oomycota; Peronosporomycetes; Peronosporales; Peronosporaceae
Exons: 1
Coding region: 429-1166 (245 amino acids)
Biological process (GO): endonucleolytic cleavage in ITS1 to separate SSU-rRNA from 5.8S rRNA and LSU-rRNA from tricistronic rRNA transcript (SSU-rRNA, 5.8S rRNA, LSU-rRNA); endonucleolytic cleavage to generate mature 5'-end of SSU-rRNA from (SSU-rRNA, 5.8S rRNA, LSU-rRNA); endonucleolytic cleavage in 5'-ETS of tricistronic rRNA transcript (SSU-rRNA, 5.8S rRNA, LSU-rRNA)
Cellular component (GO): nucleolus
Molecular function (GO): RNA binding
Source: RefSeq, a predicted model, not a curated record
UGGAGAUUUUCGCGGACUACAACGAGCCCGUGAGUGAGACUGUGUGGCCGCAGAUGUGGAGCACCAACUCGCUAGAGGAGAUUGUUGCGUCCUGCUCGCAGUUCGACUUCCUCGGCGACUAAGGCGAGCUGCCAGAAGCUGGGCCCGACGGACCAAGCACGUUAUCUAUCGUUGCGUUCUGCACGAAUUGCACAUAUCCCAUUAAUUUAACACCACCAUAAACAAGUAGGUAAGUAAAUACACAAGGGCCGUUUGAGUUGUACCACUGCGAGCAUUCCACCGAGAGUCGAGUCUUGCGUUGAGCCCUACUGCGUGACAGUUGCAGUUGUGUAGAGUUUGUGUGCGCAUUAUACACAAACCGCACACAAUCGUGAAACGGUGCACGUCCAUCGCCAGUCAAUACUGAGUCGCUUACCCGUGCUGGAGCCAUGUCGUCGACGGAAGCUGAUGCGCCCAAGCCCAAGGCCGUCAAGGUCAAGGCGCUCGCUGGCCUGUCGCGCGAGAAGAUGGAGCAGUUCAAGGAGAAGGCGGAGCGCCGCGGCGUGGUGUACAUCGCGCGCGUGCCGCCCUUCAUGAAGCCGGAGAAGCUGCGCUCGCUGCUGGGCAAGUACGGUGAGCUGAACCGCAUCUACCUGGUGCCGGAGGACAAGGUGCUGCACAAGAAGCGCGUGAGCGCUGGCGGCAACCGGCGGCAGAAGUACACGGAGGGCUGGAUCGAGUUCGAGGACAAGAAGGAGGCCAAGCGCGUGGCCAAGAUGCUCAACACGACGCAGAUCGGCGGCCGCAAGCGCGACUACUACCACGACGACAUGUGGAACCUCAAGUACCUCAAGGGCUUCAAAUGGGACCACUUGACCGAGAAGAUCGCGUACGAGAACCGCAUCCGGGACCAGAAGCUGCGCAUGGAGAUCGCGCAGGCCAAGAAGGAGAACGAGGCGUACUUGGAGCGCGUGGACCAGUCCAAGCAGUUCGAGAAGAUGGAGGCACGCAAGGCUGACAAGAAGCAGGACGGAGACGCAGCACACGACGCCAUGCAGCAGGUGCGUCGCACCUUCCACCAGAAGGCGCCGACCAGCAGCAAACAGAACCAGUCGCUGGGCGAGAACGGGCUGCUGGAAAAGGUCUUCGACGCCAGCAGCAAGAACAAGAAACGUCGUGUGGCCUAGAGGCUAUAGAACUACACAAUGCCGUAAAGAUAAAUGCACCCCUUUUUGAUGAUGACGGAUGGCACAUGCAAUACGAGCUACUCGCUGUCUACAGCUCGUCCUUGGUCUUGCUCUUAUCGCUCGUCUUGGGGAACUUCUCUUCGCCUGCUGUGGGGACAGUAACAGUUUGCUCGCUACCGUCCUUGGCAUCUACCAGGACAUCAAGCAAGACUUUGUCGCCAUCCUUCAGGACCCAUUGGUGGCCCGUGAACGAGUUGUACACGAUGCUGCCACCGUUGGCUGCGAGGGUGGUCAUGAGCGUGCCAGACCAGUACAGACCGACUUCGUGAGGUGUCGGGU